AUGAUCGAAAACUUUUAUCAGUCUACAGCGUGUUUCGUUGUGUUUCCACACGUUCAUUCUUCGCCCAAGUGCUAUUCAUUUGCUAGAACAGCACCCCACAAGGCAGUCGGCUCGUCUCUACGAACUUCGCGGCAACUUCUGAAGAACCCAAGUCGAGUUUGGAGUAUGCGAACGCGGCAUCGAUCGACUGAUGCCAGAUGAGAGCCUUCCUCCAGCUGAUUGCUAUUACUCGUAAAAAUUUCAUCUCAAAACGCAGAAGAUGGACUCUCUCGCUGUUUGAAGUAUUUCUACCUACUAUUCUAGUCGCUCUCCUCGUAUCUUUGAAAAGAUUUCAGCAACCAUGGCUCGUAACUUUCACAAACGCUCCUGUCCGAGGUCUUCCAUCCGCGGGCCUAUUCAGUGUCUUCGCUUCAUUUUGCCCACAAACCCAGAACCAACAGGACGUGAAUGGCUUUGUCGUUAUCAACGGAUCAAAAGAAUACGAAUUUCUAGAACUUUUAAACGAGAUAUGCGGAGCCAUGGAGAAAGUUGACAUCCAUGCGAAUUCGUCGUUUACGUUCAGUAAACUACUUGUACUUGCUGAAAGCUUCAAGAGAACGAUAGAGAAUGAACAUGUCUUCAGCAAGUGCAACAUGUCUUUGCCAUUGCCAGACUGGAAAGAAUGCAUUUCAAAAUAUCCGAACUCGAUGAAGAGAAUCAACAACAGUUUGAUCAAGCUCCAGCAACAAAUCGUCGUUGUGAAUGAAGAAACGAUCUUAGUGAACGAUCUUGUUGAUAUCGCCAACAUUCUCAGAAAGCACUCGAGGAAAAAAUCUGGUACUGCAUUUUUGUACGAAGUUCUCAACGAGAUAAUAUGUGCAGGAGCGCUAUCCAAUGGUACUGCAGCAGAGGGAGGUGGAAGUAUAAACGAUAAUCAGCUUAAUCGUUUGGAAAUAUUGGUGGCUAUGCUACAAAGAAAUGCAAAAAUUCUUUAUGCUCCCAAUGUUACUGUAGUCAACGAGGUUAUUAUGAAGGCAAACGAAUCGCUGUCAUUCAUUCAUGAGUUCAGUCAAUUUGCGGAAUUGGCCGCUGAGGUGCUAAAUAUCAGUGAAACUCGAUAUGAUCCAAUUGUUGAAAACCGAACGAUGCUUAUCUUGUCGGAUGUUGAAGAGCUUGUCAAGAAAUUCAGUGGCAUUCCUCUGGCAAGGAUGCUUCCACGAAUCUCUGUUGACAGUCAGACAUUAGGUAUCGCGGAAUGGAUUCUUGCGGCAAACCGAACGCAUACUGCGGAGAAUUUCCCCUCGUUUGUUGGCUUUACCAAUGAGUCAAUGUUGGAAUCAUUUGCGAAGGCAGCAGAUCAAAGUGAAGUCACCGUCAUAGCAGGUAUCGUAUUCGAAGACGUUGAUGCACAUACAGAAAGCCUCGGUCCGAUUGUCAAUUACAAAAUACGUCAAAAAUCAGCAUUUACACCUUCUACAACGGCCGCUCGCGACUUGCUAGCUGUAUACACAGGACCAAGAGACUGGGACGACUCCUACUACACAUACGGCUUCCUCUGGUUACAAGAUGUGAUAGAGCGUUCAAUUAUAUCGGUUAUGUUCAAUAUUCCUAUAGUAGAACCUGGAGCAGGCAUGCAGGAGAUGGCCUUCCCUUGCUUCCGAUACGAUCGGUUUCUUAUCAACAUGAAGACAGUAAUUGUAAUCAUCCUGGCCUUAUCGUCCCUCUUUACUGUUGCUUUUCUAGUGGAGAACAUUGUCUUUGAAAAGGAGCAUGGGCUUACAGAAAUGAUGCGUUGCAUGGGAGCUAGCACAAGCAUAAUCUGGCUGUCAUGGGUGAUAUCGACGUUGCCUCAGGCAGUAGUGGCAAACCUCAUCAAUACCCUACUUCUUUUUUACGAUGAUGCUGUCUUUCGUCUAACGAGCAUCUUUGUGGUCGUCUUACUCUUCCUCCUCUAUACAUUCGCCGUUCUUGCAAUGGCCUUCCUUUUAUCUUCGUUAUUCACACAUGCUCGAAUGGCAACUGCGUGCUCUGCCAUCAUCUUCUUCGUAAGCACCAUGCCGUGCACUUAUCUGGCAAUUCGAGAACAGUCUACUUUUCGAAAGUCUUCGGAUUGGAUGAUUGGGAUUGCUUGUAUCUUUCCUCCAUCAGCAUUUGGAUUAGCGGUGAAGGGUCUCAUUGAUGCAGAGCUGUCAGGUGAUGCUGGUAGAUGGUCGGCGCUAAGUCAUUCAAUUGGAGACAAAGGCAGUGUGUUUCGCAUAGAUACUCUUAUGAUUAUUCUGAUAGCGGAAACUAUCUUCUACUUCCUACUCGCACUGUAUAUCGUCAAAGUAUAUCCUGGUGAACACGGAAUCCCGUCAAAUUGGUACUUCCCGGUGGAAUCAUUCAAAAAGACGACCUCCAGUGAGCUUUUGCAGGAAAGCGAUGCCAACAGCUCCUCUCCAGCGGAAGAUAUUGUAACCAACGAUACUGGUAGAGUUGGAUGCACUGUUCACUUGAGCAAUGUUACAAAAAAGUACUGUUCACGAGGAGCACGAGAGUUUGCUGUGAACGAUCUGACUAUGAGGUUCUACAAGGGUGAGAUUACUGCACUAUUGGGCGAAAAUGGGGCUGGAAAGUCAACGCUUAUAAGAAUGAUCAGCGGUCAUAUGGCUCCAACCAAAGGAAAAAUUUUCGUAAACGGCAAAUGCACAUCUGGAAAUGAGCGCGUGUGUGUUGGCAUCUGCCCUCAACAUAAUGUGCUCUUUCCCUACUUGACAGUCAGAGAGCACUUGGAGUUUUAUGCUGCACUCAAAAAACCGACCCUCGAAAAGAAAGAAACAACCCAAGCCGUGAAUGAAAUGGUUGACGAUUUGCGACUGGAGAACAAGAUAGAAGAUUUGGCAUCUACCCUUUCAGGUGGUAUGCAACGUCGGCUGUGUAUUGGAAUCGCAUUCAUUGCUGACUCAGAAACCGUUAUUCUCGAUGAGCCGACAGCCGGAGUUGACCCUUUCGCUAGACGAGCUAUAUGGAAUCUGCUGCUCAAAUAUAAGGAAAAUCACACAAUCAUCGUAGCCACUCACUACAUGGACGAAGCUGACAUUCUUAGCGACCGUGUAGCUGUCAUUUGCGAGGGCGCACUGAAAGCAGUUGGCACGCCAUUGUCACUAAAGAAUGAGUAUGGUGAUGGGUACAAACUUUCAGCCUCACUUAGAAAUGAUAGUGCUGCAAUGAAAGACUGUAAGAAGUGGCUGGAGAGCUUUGGUGGUGAAGUGAGAAUUCUUGACUAUUACAACACACAAGCAGUAGUUGGUCUUCGUGGUUGGACCAAUAAUCAGAUGGUAUCGAUGCUUGCGGCAAUGGAAACCUCUUCGUCUGAUUUGCACUUUCCUAUCAUCGCAUACUCUGUGAAUGAUUCAACUCUAGAAGAAGUCUUCGUUAAAUUAAUUGGUAGGCCAAACAAAAGAACUCUGAAAGCUAGCUUCGACGACACGCGUACGAGCUCAGUUUCAGAAGCCUCAGAGCCUUAUUUCAAUUUCACAUCUUACGAGAGAUAUCCGCCAAGGGGUGUUGCGAGGAUCUGGCAGCACGUCAUUGCACAGUUGCAAAAACGCCUAAAUUAUGCCUCACGUAGCUGGAAAACCCUGUUUUCACAGUUGUUGGUUCCAGUGAUUUUUGUGAUACUGGGCAUGGGCGUGGCUCUUCCUGCCAUAUCACCUUCAUCAGCUCCUCCGAUAGAAAUCUCGACCGCUCAGCUCAACAACGUAACUACGUCUCGAAUUCUGAUGCCUUACCAAAAUUUCGUCGUCAUGCCAGAUUACCCCUAUUCCAACUUCACUUCUAACGAUAGUUUUUUGGUAAGUCCUGAGGCUGCAAUUUAUCAGCUUUAUAACCCGGCCGGUCCUGGAUCGAUGUGUGCUAUAGCAGAUAGUUCCCUCACAUCGCUCGACGCCAAUCAACCAAAUAUGACGGAGGAGUCACUAAGAGAACGAGUUAAUCUUGAGCUUUUCGACCAACAUUGCCUGCAGCUGGACUGUCGUUUUUGCCAUCGAUCAGGAGUAUUGAAGCAAUUUUUGAUUCCAAAAACUUUCGAAACAUCUGAUGCUUCCUGCACUUGUGAAACGAGAAAAUUUGGCACAGAAUGCGGCAAUUUUCCUUUUGCAGUCACGGAAGCUUUUGAACUCAACGGUGCUGUCCCGUACGAAGUUUCCGGAUUUCAUUUCUCUGAUUGGACCGUCGCUUUCUCGGACAAUAGCGAAUUCGGAUUUGGCGGAAUUGCAUUUGGGUUUCAAAAUCCUAAUGUUCCACAGGACUACGGAGUGGGAAAAUACAAAUUCCUGCGUAAGCUCGCAGUGAGACACGUGACCAAGGUGUUUUUCGACAAUCGUGCCUUUCAUGCUCAACCGAUCUACCUUAAUCUUUGGCAUAACACCCUUCUGAGAGCUGCAGUUCGACGCAGUGGGCUGAAUGUUAAUCCAGGAGCGUAUGCGAUAAGACUGAAGAAUCAUCCUCUCCCAGCAAAGAAGAUUAUGUUCAGUCUACAACGAAUAUUGCAAAAUAAUGACGUGCUCAUAGCCGUAUUUAUCGUAAUAGCCUUACUAUUCGUUCCUUGCUCAUUUGUCUUUUUGCUGGUAUCAGAGCGUUCAUCUUCCGCCUUACAUCUUCAGGAAAUGGCUAGCUUGUCUCCUCUUCUGUACUGGUCUGUAAACUACAUUUUUGAUAUUUUUAUGUAUAUGAUCACUGCAACAUUUACACUCUCUGUGAUAUAUCUACUCGGGACCUCAAUCUACUCGUCCGCAGCGACUAUGGCUGCAUUUGCCGUACUAAUGGUUCUUUUUGGGAUCUCGUCUAUUCCUCAAGUUUACGUGUUUUCAUUCUUCUUCUCAAACGCAUCUACUGCAUACAUAGUUCUAAUCAUGGGCUCAUUAAUUCUUACAAUGCUUUUGCUGUUCUCCUCGUUUUUCUUGCAGUUAUUUGGUAUAGAUUCCCCUACUUUGGCUUCAGCUGACAAAGUUACUCGAUAUAUUUUCUCCGUUUUUCCGCCAUUUGCCUUCGGCCGUGGAAUGUUUGAUGCUGCGCUGCACGUGUACUACAACAAUUUCUACGAAUUUGCCGGCCAAUGGGAGAAUGUCAGCACCGCUUUGGAAAACGGAAUGUUGGUCAAGUACAUCUGUGCUAUGUCAAUCAUGGCAGCGGUCUCAUGUGUUCUCACGUUGAUUCUCGCCUACAGCAACAAGAAAAUCCCAACUUGCCGGCGGCAACCUGAUGAGCUACCGUGUAGCAACGCUGGAGAAGACAGUGUCCAAGAAGAGAAGAGAAGAAUCCGCUUUGUGAAUGCGCUGGAGCAAAACGUGUUAGUUGUGGAUGCACUCGAAGUGUGUCAUCGACGAACAUUCCUUUCUAAACCUACACAUGCUGUUCGAAAUGUAUCUUGGGGAGUUCUACCAGGAGAAUGUUUUGGUUUGAUAGUAGGCGUAAACGGAGCGGGCAAAACCAGUACAUUUCGAGUCUUAUGCGGGCAGCAGCCGCCUGAUCGAGGUGCAGUUUUUCUUGGAAGCAGUGUGGUCACCCCUGGUGCAAGUGUUUUUUCACGUAUCGGCUACUGUCCGCAGUUUGACGCAUUGUAUGGUGAACUAACCACAAGAGAACACCUAGAACUGCUUGCCAAAAUUCACGGUUACAAUUCGCAAAGUGUACCUGAAGUGGUUGACUAUUUUCUGGAAGUAUUUGGUAUAUCUCGGUACGCCGAUACGAAAUCGCAGGCAUUGAGUGGUGGUACAAAGCGGAAAUUGUCGUUGGCUCAAGCACUCAUUGGUAAUCCUGAUCUCCUUCUUCUUGACGAACCUACGACAGGCAUGGAUCCCACAAGUCGCCUUCUGAUAUGGGAGGCCGUAGAUCGAUUCGUACGAGGAGGAAAAAGCGUUGUGCUGACAACUCAUUCAAUGCCCGAAAGUGAAGCUUUGUGUGGUAGAAUUGGAAUAAUGGUCAAUGGGUCGAUUAGAUGUGUUGGAACACCGCUGUAUAUAAAGAACAAAUACGGUACGGGUUACAAUGUUCGCCUUCGUCUGCUCAGUUAUAGUGACGAGGAUAUACUGCUUGCUAUAAAGGAAUUCAAGAAAGGAUUCCCUACUUCUGCACUAUUGGAAUCACAUGCUGCUGUAUUACACUUCGAUCUACCGCCACCUUGCGUGCUCUCCCAAGUCUUCAACUACCUUUCCACAGCCAUGCGGGAUCUCAUAAAAGAAUUUUCGGUCUCUCAAAAUAGCCUCGACCAAGCGUUUGUGAGUUUCGUAAAGGAGCAAACAGAUCCUGGAGGAGACCGACCUCCCGCACAUGCGCCAUCAGUUGGCGACAUUUGUGCUGUAGCCAACCCGCCCACACUACCCAUAGACCCUCCUCGAUUAGCGGAUUCCUCAUCGGCAUCUAUUCCAUCUGAUAGUCGAGCAACCCUGAUGUAUUAAAACAGCUCACCCAUAGGUUUAUUACAAGUUAGAACAGCAAAAACUAUCAAAUUUAUUUUAUUAUUAUUAACGCCUGGCCCAGCUUAAGUUGUUGAUUGCUCACUGUACAUAUCAUUCCUUCUACUCAAUUGUGUUCUAUGUAUGCAGCAUUUCAAAAAACUUAUUGAGGAGAUUAAAGAUUUAAAUGACU
This is a messenger RNA of Cylicocyclus nassatus, 6606 nucleotides long. NCBI's taxonomy places the organism in Eukaryota, Metazoa, Nematoda, Chromadorea, Rhabditida, Strongylidae. The record is from the annotation of a GenBank genome assembly.